CACACACGCAGAUUUACAUAGAUCUAUGUAAAUGUGUUUUGUGGUGUCAUAAAAACAGUUUAUUCAAAGUAAGCAGGUUUUGCAGCUUAGUUGUCCAAAGUGUGGCACGCAGGCCAAGGUUGGCUUGUGAAGACAUUUGAUUUGGCCCUCCAGAACCCUAACCUCAUCACCUCAUCCAGUGAGAGAACAAACAUAUUUUUAUGUAACAUAUUAAAUUCAUUUUCCUUUUAAAUUAUAGUUUUAGAUUGUUUUAAUAAAAAAAAUAUUAUAAAAUAUGAAAAAAUACUAUUUUACCUUAGAACACCCUUCAUGUAUCCCUCCACCGUGAAUGGAUUAACAUAAAACGAUUCUAACACGUUUUAGACCAAAACUUUAUCACAGCACUACUGUAAAGCAAUAUCUCAGACAGGCACUGUAUUCAUAACAAUUUCAUGCAACGAGUUUCUGUGAGGAAACUUUUAGUGGCCUUAAACUGACUUUGUUGACAUGUUAACCAAUUCAUUAUGCAGAAAUUUCGAAAAAUCGGUGGAGUUCCCCUUCAAAUUGCUUGCCAUACAUUUUAGGCUGAAACAGCUUGCCGUACUUUCUUCCUUACACGGAGUGCACACAUGUAAAACAUGACCAAAAAAAGAAAAAUAACCAACACCAGUUUUAACGAAAGACGAGUCAGCAGCUAAAUCAACCCACACCUCCCAAGUGAUGCUAGCGGAGGAGCUCAUCACGCCUGCGCGCCGCUCACCGAAUGGGUGGGGCGGAGAGUUGAGUGAGCCGCGCUCCAGGCGGGCAGCAGCUUCAGUAUCUCUGUCGAACACGCUCGGAGGAAAACACCCAGACAGAGAGAGUUCACAGCUCGCAGAGUCCAUGCUGAGUCUGUGAGUAUGAAGUUCGCAAACGGAAAACGUGUAACGACGGCAAAUGGAGAGGAUUCACAGCUCUCAGCGAAGUUCAGGAACCCUUUUAUGCACGAGGUGCGACUCACUGCUCUCCAGAAAGUCAAGAUUGCAGUGAUGACGGUCACUCUUUUUCCAGUGCGAUUGCUCUUUGCUGCCUUUAUGAUGUUGCUGGCGUGGCCAUUUGCCUUCGUGGCCACCGUGGGCCGCUCAGAGGACGCAGUAGAGCCACUGUCUUGGUGGAGAUGGCUGGUGGACCUGGCCCUGAAGGCCAUCAUGAGGGCAAUGUGGUUUUGUGGAGGUUUCCAUUGGGUGCGGGUGAAAGGCAGACCAGCUCUACCCAGUGAAGCGCCCAUCCUAACACUGGCACCACACUCUUCAUACUUCGAUGCCAUCCCCGUGACAAUGACCAUGGCCUCCAUCGUGAUGAAGACAGAGAGCAAAGACAUUCCUGUCUGGGGAACGCUGAUAAAGUUUAUCCGGCCGGUGUUUGUGUCCCGCUCAGAUCAGGACUCUCGUAGGAAGACUGUUGAGGAGAUCAAACGCAGAGCUUUCUCUGCAGGAGAGUGGCCUCAGAUAAUGAUAUUUCCAGAGGGAACAUGCACCAACCGAUCCUGCCUCAUUGCAUUUAAGCCUGGUGCAUUUAUUCCAGGCGUUCCAGUCCAGCCGGUAGUCCUGCGCUAUCCUAAUGAAAUGGACACAAUCUCCUGGACAUGGCAGGGACCUGGAGCGUUUAAGAUUCUAUGGCUUACAUUGUGUCAGCUACAUAAUUCUAUAGAAAUAGAGUAUCUUCCAACAUACACUCCUUCAGAAGUGGAGAAGAGGGACCCGGCUCUGUUUGCCAGCAAUGUGAGGCGUAUCAUGGCCAAAGCUCUGCAGCUGCCUAUCAUCGACUACUCAUUUGAGGAUUGCCAGCUUGCAAUGGCCAAAGGCCCUCUGUGUCUGCCCAGCCACACCUGCCUGCUGGAAUUCUCCAGGCUGGUGCGUAGACUCGGGCUGAAGGUGGGAGUGACUGAACAAAUCCUUCAGGAGGAGAGCAGCAGAGCACGAAGACUUUGUGGACAAAAACUAAGCCUGGAAAGUUUUGCAAAAUAUGUAAACCUACCUGUGACAGAAGCAUUGCAGGACAUCUUUGCCCUCUUUGAGGAGCAUGGUCAGAUGGAUGUGAGGGAAUAUGUCAUUGCUCUAUCUGUGGUCUGCAGACCCUUCAGAUAUCUGGACACCAUUCAGCUGGCCUUCAGGAUGUUUGAGGCUGAAGAGGACGGGGCUGUAGUGGAAGAUGAAUUGGCUGUCAUUCUGAAAACAGCUCUUGGAGUGGCAGACCUCACUGUGUGUAAUGUCUUCAGAGCUGUUGAUACUGAAGACAAAGGAAAGAUCACAUGUGAUGAUUUUCGCCAGUUUAUGGAGAGAUGUCCGAACUUCAUGGAGCUUUACCGCUGUUUCCGUCACCUGGCCACUCUCACCUGUUCUGAACCGCCAGAACCCAUAACAACCAACAGCUUCUGUUCUGACUUCAGCCUUCAGGAACAAACCACAUCCAAGAACUCAAACAGCAAGAAGCACGACUGAGAGCAUCUCUGAUGAUGUGUGUGUGCCUGAAUGCAUGUAUAUAGCAGAGUGUAAGUAUAAGUAAGAGAAUGAUUGAGAAUUGAAUUUUGCACUUUGCAGGAUUUUGGUGAUCUAUCCAUUCCUUUAAACUUUUUUCCCCUCAACAAUUUUGGGUUACACUGUACUCACAGAUCUUCAGAAAGAUGUUUAGGUUUUUUAGUAACAUUUUAAUUUGUGCAUUGUUUUUUAAUUGAGAUAAAUAAUCUAUUUAUUCCAGGUUUUCUCUACAAAGAUUCAUUUUGUCUGUAAUUUCAGACUGAUUUUAGUACAGGUGCAUCAAAAACCAAAAGUAUAUGCUUGUGUUCUUUAAAGUGGAAGUUCU
Colossoma macropomum (tambaqui) is the source of this 2820-nucleotide messenger RNA. RefSeq names its product lysophosphatidylcholine acyltransferase 1 (gene lpcat1). The transcript has 14 exons. NCBI's taxonomy places the organism in Eukaryota, Metazoa, Chordata, Actinopteri, Characiformes, Serrasalmidae. Gene Ontology annotation, molecular function: calcium ion binding. Bases 879 to 2459 code for a protein of 526 amino acids. The record is from RefSeq and is a predicted model, not a curated record.